CUGGAUUUCUGGGACGGGUUAAUCGAUUGAAACAAGAUGGCGGCUCUGGCAAAAGCGGCAAUAUAUUUACUGAAGUAAAUACUUGAUAUUUACCGCGUUAGCGGCUUUUUUACUGACCCUUGGUGGGUUCCGUGAAAUAUGUUACCCGAGAAGAUGAUAGGGGAACGGAAUUAAGCGGGUUUAAUACCGAUACAAAGUCAUCGAGAUGUGCGAGAGCUAUGCCCGCUCGCUGCUGCGUGUGUCGGUGGCGCAGAUCUGCCAGGCUCUGGGCUGGGAUGCUGUUCAGCUCACUGCAUGCGACCUGCUUUCCGAUGUCCUUCAGCGGUAUAUUCAGCAGAUGGCCAGGGCCUGCCACCGAUACUCUGAGCUCUAUGGAAGAACAGAUCCUGUCAUGGAUGAUAUCAGCCAGGCGUUUAGGCUGCUGGGCGUGAGUUUAAGUGAACUGGAGGACUAUGUCCACAACCUGGAGCCGGUGGCCUUCGCUCAACAAACACCUUUCUUUCCUGUGAGCAAAAAUAAUGUCCUGCAGUUCCCCCAGCCUGGAGCCAGAGAUGCAGUGGAAAGGAAGGACUACAUUCCGGAUCACUUACCACCCCUGGUCUCCUUACAAGAAGAAGAAGAAGAGGAGGAGGUCCUUGCUGACAUGGGCACCUCAGCUGAAGCUAUGCAGGUGGCGCUAGAAGAAGAUGAAGAGGAGAUUGAAGAGGAUGAGACGGUGAAUGAUGAGAACAACCCUCUGAAGAGGCACCUAGACAGUCCUGAUGCGGCCAUUGGUAUGAUGCCUACUUCAAAGAGGCCGCGUAUGUACCCUGGCAUGAGCCCAGAGUGGGGUGUUGAGCCGCGGGAGCCUCUUACCUCUCUCAACUCACAACGGGUUCCCCCAGGCAUUCUUCCUUCUCACAAUAGCUUGGAUUCCUUGUCACCUGAAUCUCCCUCUGGAGCCCUGCCUCCGUUCAGACCUCAGCCUGUAGUACCUAAACAUUCAGAUCAAAAGGGCCUCACUACUCCAGGUAGAAAGCCCAAGGACUCUUCUCCUGGCAGGCAACGGACUAAGUCCCCUAAAGGGGUCAUUUCUGUUCCGGUUGGCAGCAGUCCCAUCCAAUCCCCAAAGCCAUCUAAGGAAAGGAAGAAAUCUCCAGGCAGAACAAAGAGUCCUAAAAGCCCCAAGAGCCCAAAGAUGGCUUCUAUUAAAAUUGCUCAACCACCAAGUAAGACAGAGGUGUUGCAUAAGCUCCCCAUGUCAGCACUCAACGAGAGGAUGGGCAAAGAAAACAUACACAUGCGUCAAAAUAUAGUUGAUAGAGAGGUCGCUGAGGGCACGUUUAAGAAACUAGAGCCUGACAAUACAGCCAUUGAUGACUCCAUUGAUGCCGUUAUUGCCAGAGCGUGUGCGGAGCGAGAGCCAGACCCUUUUGCUUUCUCUUCAGGCUCUGAUUCAGACAGUAAUGGGUUCUCCAGUCCAAGACGACUGACCAUUAUGGAGCCCUCAACACCUAAAGUCAUUGGAUUGGGCAACUCUAUAAAAGACACGUCGACUCCUCUUCAUCCGCAGGCACAUGCAGCCCAAGGGAACUGGACAUUGGAUGAUUCCAUCAACGAGGUGAUCAGAAAGGUCAACCAGGGGGGUCCGUCUGCAGCCCCACCGAGUCAAGGAGUGUACGUGUCGUCAGGGUCAGCCUCACCACCGACGCCAGAACCUUUGAUUAAGGUGUUUGAGGAAAAAAACAAGAUGGCAUCAUCGGGAGAUGUCAAGAAGAAGCUGAAGAAGGAGCUUAAAACCAAAAUGAAAAAGAAGGACAAGGACAAGCAAAAAGACAAAAAUAGGGAAAAGGAUAAAGGCAAAACCAAGGAGAAGAACAAAGAGAAGGACAAGGAUAAGACCAAGGAGUUCUCCAAAGACAUCAAGAUGCCUUGGAAGGAGUUAGGACUAAAAGACGACGACCAGUUUCUUCAGAGAGACUUUACUUUGCCAGAGGGUUCUAUUAAGAUCAAGUCCAGAGAUGUUGAUGCCCCUAAAAAGGAGAAAGAAAAGCACAAGGACAAAAAGAAAGAUAAAGAGAAAAGCAAAAAGGACAAAGACAAACGAGAGAAGGGUAAAGACAAAAACAAGGAGGAGAGGCAGAAACAGUCGGCUUUGGCUCCGUUUGCUCUGAGUGAAGUACCUCCACUGUUCAGCCCCUCUGCCUGUCUGAGGAUGACCAACAUUCUUCCUCCUUUGGCCCCCAUGAUCCAGGAAAAAGAUGUCAAGAGCAAAGAGAAGGACAAGAAGAAAGACAAGAAGGAGAAAAAGAAAAAGAAAGACAAGGAAAAGGAGCGGGAGAAGGCCAAAGAAAAGGAGAGGGAGAAAGAAGAGAAGAGGAAAGAAAAGGAAAGAGAGAAGGAAAAACGGGAAAAGGAGAAGGAAAAGGAAAAGGAGAAACUGAAGCUAGAGAAGGUGAAAGUGGAAACUCCAGCUCCUCUCCCUUCACCAGUAAUUCCUAGACUGACGCUCAGAGUGGGAGCAGGACAGGACAAAAUUGUUAUCAGCAAGGUGGUUCCAAAUUCAGAGUCCAAGACACCGACACCCAAGACCCCUGUCGCCAAGUCAGGACCAGGCAACCGCCCUCGAACGCCACCACCACUGCCACCUCCCCCUAUUCUUUCUCCAGUUGCAACCAUUCUCCCUCCACCUGUGGCUCCUUUACCCGUGGCUCCUGCUCCUUCCUCUCUGCUCUCACUGGCGUCCGUGCAUUCUCCCGCUGCUCCCACCAAAACACCAGUCCGCAGUGUGGUAACUGAGACCGUCAGUGCCUACGUGAUCCGAGAUGAAUGGGGAAAUAAGAUCUGGAUUUGUCCGGGAUGCAACAAACCUGAUGAUGGCAGUCCAAUGAUAGGAUGUGAUGAUUGUGAUGACUGGUAUCAUUGGCCCUGUGUUGGGAUCCAUGCAGCGCCCCCUGAGGACCAGUCAUGGUUCUGUGUUAAAUGUUCCAGCAAGAAGAAGGACAAAAAACACAAGAAAAAGAAACACAAACCACAUUGAAACUAUGCAAACGGCACAUAUUUUGGACUUUUUUUUUUUUUUCAGACUGAAAGCCAUCAUUGAGCCCUCAUGGCACUGCUGUUAACCUUUAAAAAAAAACGUUGGCUGAUGUUACGAUUAUUUUUAAAACCACCAAUAUGUUAGUGAUUGUGUAACAAAAAAUAAGGCUUCAGCCAGCACAUCAGUCAGCCUUGGUUCCCAUGUGAUCUCUUGUACACAAGUAACUUAUUUGUUUUUUUGUCCUGUCCACCAGGUUGUAAACAGUUAUGUUUGUAACAGAUUGUGACGGUUAAUACAGGGAACAGUAAGAACUAAAAGAAAACCAUCCAGUCGUUCCCUGCAUGUCACCACCAUCAAAUGGCCUCAUUGCCAUACAUUUACUCUAGUUUUUCUGCAGUAUCAUUGUAAAUACUGAUGACGCAUCAGGCGUGUGUAUAAAAGUGUAAAUACCAAUGAUCAAGCCAGUUGCAGUUUGUCCUAAGAAUUUAUGACCUGUCUCAUCCAUUCGCAGGUUCGGUUUUUAAAUUACUUCAUUUUCUGUACAUCUUUUUAAAAUUUGAGGUUUGUAUUUUUAUUUUCUCUUCACUUGGAUUUGUCUCAGAAUUAUAAUGUAGCCAUGCUUGUAAUGUAAUUAAUUUCUCUGAUAAAUCAAUAUUAAAGAUAAAUGGUCUGUGUACUCACAGACAUACAGACAUGAAAGCUCAGUGCCAUCGGAACUGUAUCUAACAUAUCUGUCGACCGGCUUCUGUACACCGUGACCAUCUUCUCUGCUUCCACCUCCUGUUUCACCUCCUCAUACUUGUUUGUUUGCCUUUGCUUUACAAAAUAGAUUGGAGAUAUUUUUA
Molecule: messenger RNA, 3864 nt
Organism: Cynoglossus semilaevis (tongue sole)
Lineage: Eukaryota; Metazoa; Chordata; Actinopteri; Pleuronectiformes; Cynoglossidae
Gene: taf3
Product: TAF3 RNA polymerase II, TATA box binding protein (TBP)-associated facto
Exons: 7
Coding region: 206-3019 (937 amino acids)
Biological process (GO): positive regulation of transcription by RNA polymerase II
Cellular component (GO): transcription factor TFIID complex
Molecular function (GO): protein heterodimerization activity; transcription factor binding; p53 binding
Source: RefSeq, a predicted model, not a curated record